UAGAUGAUGGCACUCGGACCAUUAGGUGAAGAAAAGAGGCUCUCUUCUCUCGCCGGUAAUUUCCUUUCGUUUCUGAUCUCGAUCGGUCUUUAAACCCUAAUUAAUUCAGAGCAUAAAAUUAAUGGAAGCGCCGGAGCUCUUCCACGCCGGAUUCUGCCUCGCCGGGAACCCGCAUUGCUCUCCGGAGAAGGCCAGCGGUGGGGGUGAGCAGUUCGUCGUCGAGGACCUGCUGGAUUUCUCCAAUGACGAGGCCGGGUGGAUAAUCGCCACUGCGGGGGAGGAAGGCGCCGGAUCCGAUGGCGCCGCUGGGAAUUCCACCGACUCAUCCACCGUCACGGCGGUGGACAGCUAUUGCAAUUCCUCCUUGUCCGUUCGUGAUCACAAGGACGCCCUCUGUCGGAACGCCGUCUACGCCAGCCUCUCAGGCGACUUCUUUGAGCCGCAGUACGACGCGAUGGCGGAGUUGACGAAGCUCGAAUACGAAUGGGCAUUGUCGUCCGAUGUUGUGGAGGAUUCUUUCUCCAGCGAAGAUCUGCACAAGCUUAAUCUCAUCAACGGCGUCAAUUCCACGGCCUCCUCCUCGUCCACCACCACCACCAUCGCCGCCGCGAACACCUUCCAGGACGGCCAAGUAUCCACCUUCCGGCCCGAGGUCCCUGGCAAGGCGCGUAGCAAGCGCUCUCGCGUCGCCCCCGGUAAUUGGUCCUCCCGCCUUCUUGUCCUGUCUCCCUCGGAAGAGAGUGCGGCUUCACCAGACUCGGAGCUGAUCGUGCCGUUCAGCACCGUCUCCCCCAAGAAGGUCACGAAGAAGAAAGAGACGUCAGAGGGGGCCGCAGCUUCGGACGGUCGCCGGUGCCUCCACUGCCAGACCGAUAAGACGCCGCAGUGGCGGACGGGACCAAUGGGCCCCAAAACACUAUGCAACGCCUGCGGCGUCCGCUUCAAGUCAGGCCGCCUCGUGCCGGAGUACCGCCCGGCAUCCAGCCCCACCUUCAUCGUCUCCCAGCACUCCAAUUCCCACCGCAAGGUCCUCGAACUCCGCCGUCAGAAGGAAUUCCAGCAGCAACUUACCUCCCCCGCCACCGCCCUCUACGACCCCCCACCGGCGGCUCUACCGAGCGGCUUCUUGAUACACGGCCCGGACAUCCACCUCAUCUAAUUACCGCAGGACCAAUUAACCACUCGGGAAUUUACUUUUCGUAGGCAUUAAUUUGUGGAGAUUUAGACUUCACGAUUUGCUCUAUGAUUUUUUUUUUAACAGCAUUCUAAUUUUUCUUUAAUAUCUUCUUUUUACAGACGUUCCAAUAUUAAUUUAGGCGAUUUUAAUUCGUAUAUGUUUUUUUUCAAAUAAUCAAUCUUGAGAAAUUGAAGAAAAGAGUAAAAGAAUUAGAAUGGGAGAAGCCCAUCGGGAUUCCGCAUAAUUUAGCUGGCGAGGAGCCCUGCACUCA
Messenger RNA from Zingiber officinale, 1448 nucleotides. Its product is annotated as GATA transcription factor 9-like. Gene Ontology annotation, molecular function: zinc ion binding; sequence-specific DNA binding. Gene Ontology annotation, cellular component: nucleus. Gene Ontology annotation, biological process: positive regulation of DNA-templated transcription. The coding region runs from base 122 to 1159 and encodes 345 amino acids. The record is from RefSeq and is a predicted model, not a curated record. The transcript is spliced from 2 exons. NCBI's taxonomy places the organism in Eukaryota, Viridiplantae, Streptophyta, Magnoliopsida, Zingiberales, Zingiberaceae.